Messenger RNA from Corticium candelabrum, 2944 nucleotides. RefSeq names its product BCAS3 microtubule associated cell migration factor-like. The coding region runs from base 27 to 2597 and encodes 856 amino acids. Gene Ontology annotation, biological process: autophagy; response to starvation. NCBI's taxonomy places the organism in Eukaryota, Metazoa, Porifera, Homoscleromorpha, Homosclerophorida, Plakinidae. The record is from RefSeq and is a predicted model, not a curated record. Gene Ontology annotation, molecular function: protein binding. Gene Ontology annotation, cellular component: cytoplasm. The transcript has 19 exons.
AUUUUUGUAGUCUUGACGGUCAUCUGAUGAGUUGUGGACAUCGCAGUCGCGGAGCAACCAUCAGUCCCGAGUCACCUCCAGACAAGUCAUACUUCGCCAUCGACGCUGUAAAAGGACUCCUUCAAGCCGUUCAACAGGGUGUAUCUAGUUCUCCAAAACAAGAAGACAAAGAACCAAUUUUGUGGGUGAAAUUUGAAGCGUUUCACACAUCUGAUAAACACAGUGACCAUUCGUCACCUUUCCUGCUGUUUGUUGGAUAUCUCAAUAGCUUGCAGAUAUGGACUAUUGAUACGGUGCACAGUGGACUGGCCAGUGAGGUUUUGUCUCUUCAGGAGCACGAAGUGAAACUUGCUUCUCUUGUGAGAAAUCCUCGACAAGAUGACAUUGAUAAGUAUGGUGACAGGAGGCCUCUUAUAGCAAUAUGCCCAUGUAUCAGUCCUAAGAGGCGCAGGAGUUUAACAGUUAGUGGUGUAGUCUCAUUUUACUCACUUCGUCGGGGCAAUAAGGUCGAAGACCUUGUAUUUCAUGAUGAAGUCUUGUCUCUGUCUUCAAAUCCCAGGGUCCUAGUAGUGACUCUGCCCAAAGAGAUUCAUGUGUUUGAAUCAGGGUCACUGCAGAGAAGGGUCUUGGUGUCAAAAUGUUAUCCAUCACCGAUAUCUGGAGUGCAGCCUGUUGCACUUGGAUCAAGAUGGCUUGCAUAUGCUGACCGAAAGUUGACGUUUCAUUAUCAGUCUCAUGGCGGAGUUGCCAGUGAUGUAGCAGUGUCUUAUGCUGCAUCUGUGUUCAGUGCAGCAUCACAAGGUAUUUCAUAUAUUACUGAACAGAUGGGAAGACUGACUGGUGGAUUUAGUCCUCCCAGAGAAGCUAUGGACAAGACAGCAGUGCCUCAAAAACAUUCAGAUUCCAUUGUUCCUGGAAUAGUGUCUGUUGUUGAUAUUCAGAGAGUCGGUGAGAAGUUUAGUGUUGAGAAGCACAACGAUGGUGAAGCUAUCGUUUCUCAUUUUGAAGCUCACAGAGGACAGCCAAUCCAGGCAAUGUCAUUUGAUCCAAGUGGCCAGCUUAUCAUCACGGCCUGCAAGUUGGGACAUGAUUUCUACGUCUUUCGUCUUUUGCCACAUCCUACCUGUCCAUCACUUGGAUCUGUUCAUCAUCUUUACAUUCUCCACAGAGGAGAGACAACAGCAAUAGUUCAAAAUAUUGCUUUUACGUUUGACAGUCGUUGGGUGGCUGUUUCGUCUUUGCGUGGUACAACACACGUCUUUCCCAUUACUUCUUACGGAGGUCCAAUCAGCAAACGAACACACACGGGAGUGAGAGUUGUCAAUAGGUUGAGUCGAUACCACACAAGUGCUGGGCUAACAGAGAAUACAUCUACUCAUGAACCUUCUGUCUCCCUUUCUCAGUUGUCUCAGUCUUCAGCAGCAGCCGCUAAUUCCAACAUUUUUCUAAACGAAAAUCCUUUACCAAAACCUAUAACUGUUACGGCUUUGGCUAAGAUUUACUGUCAUCCCACUACCUCUACAUCUACAGUGUCAGGUGGGUCACAAGACUCUAGCACGUCGUCGACGUUGGCUACUAUUGCUAGCAGCACAGCCGGACUGAUUUACUCUAGGGAGUCUAUGCGUGUUGCUGCUACGUUUGCUUGCAGUGUGAAGCGGCAUAGACGGUCUACCACUGAGGCAGCAAGUCCUCGGAAGCAGGUUCAGUCUCCAGUUGAUUCACUGUUUUGUAUUGGCCCUGAUGGCAUUUUGAUGGAAUAUCACCUUGAGCCAAUGGUUGAGAAAAACUCUCCAGAUGUCCCUUCUAGUCCAAUAGAACUGGAUUGCCAGUUGGUGCAACAGUGGCAACUACAGAGGCCAAAGAACUCACUUCCACUACCAAUCUUGCUACCUCCAGACAGUCCUCUUCUGCUUGCUUGUCAAAGUGCUGAUUUGACUGCUCCAGCUGUACAAGUUGCUGAACCCAAAGACGACUCACAGAACACAAAGUGGUUGGCCAAUAUAGAGAUUUACACUCAUGAACCUCCAGCACGCCGCCUAUGGAUGGGUCCUCAGUUCAACUUUAAAACGUAUAGAACAAGUUACUGUGAGGGUGGCUUGUCAGCGGAGGAGGAAGUUGCGGAUUUGUGUGGAACAGGUGGCGCAAUGAUUCAGACAGCGGGAGAGGAUGACAUGGAUCCGUCGUCUCUCGAGUUGGAAAGCCUGAACAUGCAGCAACCGUCUGCUUCUAUCCCAACACCUCAAAGAGGGACCCACCUACAGCACAGAGAGUCUGAUAUUGUUCUUGAUGCAGGUCCCUGCAGCUUAGAUCAAACACAAUUAGAAAUUUGUGGAUCGUCACCAAAUGACAAAGAGAAAUACUCACAAAAGGAAUUGAGCUUGAAAAUGCAGAGAAAUCUUGCCGAUGCAAUGGAGGACAUCAACUUUGGUUCUGACUUAGACAACUUUGAUGUAUCAACCGGAUUGCCAUCAGCUUCUUCGCUUACAGUGACACCUGCUCCUGGUCCCUCUUUUCAUUCGUCGUCAGCUCCUCAUCAUGCAAUGCCCAGUCCUCCAAGGAGCAGCAGGAGGACGGAUACAGACUCAAUGUUAAAGUGACGUUUGUGUCCAUAUAAUCGAGAAAGUCAUUGUUUAUAGGAAGAUCUUGUGUUUGGACUGAGAAUUGGGCCUUUUGCUUGUUCAAACAUUGCUCUGUACAAAAGUUAAGGAUCUACAAUAAGGAAAGUACAUUUUGUUUCAUAACAAACAUUGAAAUGUAGAUCAUUUGGUUUGUGAUUGUUUUCUAACAAUUAAUAUUACAUAAUUAGAACUUAAUCAACGUUCUAUAAAUACUCUUUCACCUUUAACCAUCACCAACAGGUGUACAGUAUUGAACGUUUAUAUCACUGAAAAAUGUGUGGAUGAGUAGAGACAACUGCUGUAAUACGAUGACAACAGGCUGAAAU